Messenger RNA from Saccharomyces eubayanus, 3117 nucleotides. It is a transcript of the gene HMG2, whose product is annotated as hydroxymethylglutaryl-CoA reductase (NADPH) HMG2. Gene Ontology annotation, biological process: isoprenoid biosynthetic process; coenzyme A metabolic process; ergosterol biosynthetic process. The coding region runs from base 1 to 3117 and encodes 1038 amino acids. Gene Ontology annotation, cellular component: endoplasmic reticulum membrane; peroxisomal membrane. The record is from RefSeq and is a predicted model, not a curated record. Gene Ontology annotation, molecular function: protein binding; hydroxymethylglutaryl-CoA reductase (NADPH) activity. The transcript has a single exon. Lineage: Eukaryota; Fungi; Ascomycota; Saccharomycetes; Saccharomycetales; Saccharomycetaceae.
AUGUCGCUUUCAUUGAAGACGAUAAUACAUCUGGUAAAGCCAUUUGCUUGCACGGCUAAGUUUAGUGCGAGGUAUCCAAUUCAUGUUAUUGUCAUCGCUGUUUUAUUAAGCGCCGCUGCCUACUUAUCUGUAACGCAGUCUUAUCUUAAUGAGUGGAAACUGGAUUCUAAUCAAUAUUCCACGUAUUUAACCAUCAAGCCAGACGAGCUGUUUGAUAGAUGUACACACUACUACAGAUCACCUGUAUCCGACACAUGGAAAUUGCUCAGCUCUAAAGAAGCCGCCGAUAUUUAUACCCCUUUUCAUUAUUAUUUAUCUACCAUAAGUUUCCAAAGCAAGGACAACUCUACGGCAUUACCUUCCCUUGAAGAUGUCAUCUAUAGUGCUGAUCAUACACGAUAUGUGUUGAGUGAAGAACCAAAGAUCCCAACUGAACUAACACCUGAAGGCGGAACGAAAUGGAGGUUGAGAAGUAACAGUAAUUUAAUUCUUGAUCUGCAUAAUACCUAUAGGAACCUCGUCAAGGAAUUUUCGAAUAAGACCAGCGAGUUUGACCAAUUUGAUUUGUUUAUUAUCCUUGCUGCAUAUCUUACCCUUUUCUAUACUCUCUGUUGCCUUUUCAAUGACAUGAGGAAAAUUGGAUCCAAAUUCUGGCUGAGCUUUUCUGCUUUAUCAAAUUCCGCAUGUGCAUUAUAUCUGUCAUUAUACACCACACAGACUCUAUUAAAGAAACCAGCGUCUUUAUUAAGUCUUAUCGUCGGCUUACCGUUUAUUGUGGUAAUUAUUGGCUUCAAGCAUAAAGUUAGGCUUGCAACAUUAUCUUUGCACAAGUUCCACAGAAUUAGUAUCGAUAAAAAAGUAACGGUGAGUAAUAUUAUUUAUGAAGCUAUGUUUCAAGAAGGUACCUUUUUGAUCCGUGAUUACUUAUUUUAUAUUAGCUCGUUUGUCGGUUGCGCUAUUUAUGCUAGACAUCUUACUGGAUUGGUUAAUUUUUGCAUAUUAGCCACUUUUAUGUUGAUUUUUGAUUUGAUUUUGUCAGCUACUUUCUACUCAGCUAUAUUAUCGAUGAAACUGGAAAUUAACAUUAUUCACAGGUCGACCCUCAUUAGACAAACAUUGGAAGAAGACGGCGUUUUUCCAACAACCGCCGACAUCAUAUACAAGGACGAAACUGCGGCAGAGCCAAAUUUUCUAAGAUCCAACGUAGCUAUACUCAUAGGAAAAGCAUCUGUUAUCGGCCUUCUACUUUUGAUUAACCUCUAUGUGUUUACAGACAAGCUUAACGACACCAUAUUGAACUCCGUGUAUUUUGACUCCACGAUCUAUUCAUUACCAAAUUUUAUCAAUUAUAAAGAUAUUGGGAAUCUAAGUAAUCAAGUAAUCAUUUCUGUUCUGCCAAAACAAUAUUACACUCCAUUGAAAAAGUACCACCAAAUAGAAGAUUCCAUCCUGCUGGUUAUUGAAUCUGUUAGUAAUGCUAUUCGGGACCAGUUUAUUAGCAAGUUACUGUUUUUUGCAUUUGCAGUUAGUAUUUCUAUUAACAUUUAUUUAUUGAAUGCCGCAAAAAUUCAUACCGGAUACAUGAAUUUUGAGCCGCAGUCCAAAAAAGAAGGUGAUAACCUCAGACCAAAAUCAGCAACGAUUGAAGUCUCGGAUACUUAUAGUACACCUGCUUCUUCUGACCCAGAAGCCCCAGUAACCGAUAAAAAUAUCUCAAUUACACAAGAAAUUCAAAACAACGAAUGCAUCUAUGCUUUAAGUUCCCAAGACGAGCCUAUCCGUCCUUUAUCGAAUUUAGUAGAACUUAUGGAAGAUGAACAAUUGAAAACUUUGAAUAAUACAGAGUUGUCGGAUCUUGUAGUGAAUGGUAGACUUCCAUUGUACGCUCUAGAAAAAAAACUAGAUGACACUACUCGUGCAGUUCUGGUUAGAAGAAAGGCACUUUCUAUUUUGGCUGAAUCGCCAGUUCUAGUUUCAGAAAAACUGCCUUUCCGAAAUUUCGAUUACGAUCGCGUAUUUGGUGCUUGUUGUGAAAAUGUUAUUGGCUAUAUGCCACUUCCAGUCGGUGUAAUUGGUCCGUUAAUUAUCGAUGGUGCAUCCUACCAUAUUCCAAUGGCUACCACCGAAGGUUGCUUGGUGGCAUCAGCCAUGCGUGGUUGUAAAGCUAUCAAUGCCGGUGGUGGUGCAACAACUGUCCUAACCAAGGACGGUAUGACCAGAGGCCCUGUAGUUCGUUUUCCUACGUUGAUAAGGUCUGGUGCCUGCAAGAUAUGGUUGGAUUCAGAAGAGGGACAAAACAUCAUAAAGAAGGCAUUCAAUUCUACGUCAAGAUUUGCACGUUUGCAACACAUUCAAACCUGUUUAGCAGGUGAUUUGCUCUUCAUGAGAUUUAGAACUACUACAGGUGACGCAAUGGGUAUGAAUAUGAUAUCAAAAGGUGUCGAAUACUCACUGAAGCAAAUGGUGGAAGAGUACGGCUGGGAUGAUAUGGAAGUCGUUUCUGUAUCCGGUAAUUAUUGUACGGAUAAGAAACCAGCCGCAAUCAACUGGAUUGAAGGCCGUGGUAAAAGUGUUGUUGCUGAAGCCACCAUUCCUGGUGAUGUUGUCAGAAGCGUUUUGAAGAGCGAUGUUGCCGCAUUAGUUGAGUUGAACAUCGCUAAAAACUUGGUCGGAUCUGCAAUGGCUGGAUCUGUUGGUGGCUUCAAUGCGCAUGCUGCUAACUUAGUUACUGCACUUUUCUUAGCUUUAGGCCAAGAUCCAGCGCAGAAUGUAGAGAGCUCCAACUGUAUAACGUUGAUGAAGGAAGUAGACGGAAAUUUGAGAAUAUCUGUCUCUAUGCCCUCGAUUGAGGUUGGUACAAUUGGUGGGGGUACCGUUUUGGAACCACAGGGCGCUAUGCUUGAUCUCUUAGGGGUUCGUGGCCCUCAUCCCACUGAACCUGGAGCAAAUGCUAGGCAAUUAGCUAGAAUCAUCGCAUGUGCAGUGUUGGCUGGAGAACUAUCUCUGUGUUCUGCACUUGCUGCUGGUCAUUUGGUACAAAGCCAUAUGACACACAAUCGUAAAACAGACAAAACCAAUGAACAACAACAAACAAGUAACAAAAACCCUUCCUUGUAA